Messenger RNA from Calidris pugnax (ruff), 5083 nucleotides. RefSeq names its product adenosine deaminase, RNA-specific, B1 (gene ADARB1). Gene Ontology annotation, molecular function: tRNA-specific adenosine deaminase activity; double-stranded RNA adenosine deaminase activity; double-stranded RNA binding. The record is from RefSeq and is a predicted model, not a curated record. Gene Ontology annotation, biological process: adenosine to inosine editing; RNA processing. Bases 122 to 2221 code for a protein of 699 amino acids. NCBI's taxonomy places the organism in Eukaryota, Metazoa, Chordata, Aves, Charadriiformes, Scolopacidae. Gene Ontology annotation, cellular component: nucleolus; cytoplasm. The transcript has 11 exons.
AGAUUGCAGAAUCAGCAUGUGCCUCUGAUAGUUGAAAAGCAGCUUUCCAUGUUAGCUGAUUUGGAGUGAGUCAGACAGGAGCAGUCUCUGCCAGCCCAAAACCCAGGAAAAAUAUUUCACAAUGGAUGUAGAUGACGAAGAAAACAUGAGUUCGAGCAGCACCGAUGUUAAAGAAAACCGCAAUGUGGACAACGUUCCCCCCAAGGAUGGCAGUGGGCAAAGCACCGGGGAGGGGACACAGCUCUCCAAUGGCGGUGGCAGCAGCAGCAGGAAGCGUCCUUUGGAGGAGGGCAACAAUGGCCACUCCAAAUUUCGCCCAAAGAAGAGGAAGAAAACGCCUGGCCCCGUUCUGCCAAAGAACGCCCUGAUGCAACUUAAUGAGAUUAAACCUGGAUUACAGUACAAACUCCUCUCUCAGACAGGGCCGGUCCACGCCCCCAUGUUCGUGAUGGCAGUUGAAGUCAACGGGCAGGUAUUCGAGGGGUCUGGCCCGACGAAAAAGAAAGCCAAGCUUCACGCUGCUGAGAAGGCUCUGCGAUCUUUCGUCCAGUUUCCAAAUGCCUCGGAAGCCCACCUGGCAAUGGGGAGGACUCUGUCAGUCAACACGGACUUCACCUCUGACCAGGCGGACUUCCCCGACACCCUUUUCAAUGGUUUCGAAACACCGGUCCCUUCUGAUGCUUCCUUCUACCUGGGGUCCAAUGGGGUUGGGUCCUUUAGCUCUAGCGGGGACUACAGUUUGCCAUCGUCUGCCAUAGCCAGCAGCCUUUCCCAGUCGCCUCUCCCCACGCCGUUGCCCUACCCCUCUGCCAGCGGGAAGAACCCCGUCAUGAUCCUCAACGAGCUGCGGCCAGGGCUGAAGUACGAGUUUCUCUCAGAGAGUGGGGAGAGCCACGCUAAAAACUUUGUCAUGGCUGUGGCAGUGGAUGGUCAGACUUUUGAAGGCUCGGGAAGGAACAAAAAGCUGGCAAAAGCUCGGGCUGCUCAGUCAGCCCUGGCGUCCUUGUUUAACAUGCAGCUGGACCAGACCCCAUCUCGACAGCCCAUUCCCAGCGAGGGGCUCCAGUUACACUUGCCACAGGUUUUAGCUGAUGCUGUUGCACGCUUGGUUGUAGAUAAAUUCAGUGAUUUGACAGAAAAUUUCACAUCUCCACAUGCACGUAGAAAAGUCCUUGCUGGAAUUGUCAUGACAACAGGUACGGAUGUGAAAGAUGCCCUGGUAAUAAGUGUUUCUACAGGAACAAAAUGCAUCAAUGGUGAAUACAUGAGUGAUCGUGGUCUUGCAUUAAAUGAUUGUCAUGCGGAAAUUGUAUCUCGUCGGUGCCUGCUUAAAUUCCUAUAUACACAACUUGAGCUUUAUCUAAGCAAUAAAGAAGAUCAACAAAAAUCCAUUUUUAUCAAAUCGGAGCGAGGCGGGUUUAAGCUGAAGGAGAAUGUGCAGUUUCAUCUCUAUAUCAGCACAUCUCCUUGUGGCGACGCUAGGAUUUUCUCACCACACGAAGCAGCACAAGAGGAUCAAGGGGACAGGCAUCCAAACCGCAAAGCCAGAGGACAGCUACGGACAAAAAUAGAAUCUGGGGAAGGGACCAUCCCCGUGCGCUCCACCACCACGAUCCAGACGUGGGACGGCGUGUUGCAAGGAGAAAGGCUGCUCACCAUGUCCUGCAGUGACAAGAUAGCGAGGUGGAACGUAUUGGGUAUUCAAGGAGCCUUACUUAGCCUCUUUGUGGAGCCAAUUUACUUCUCUAGCAUCAUCUUGGGGAGUUUAUAUCAUGGGGAUCAUCUAUCCAGAGCCGUAUACCAGAGGAUAGCAGAGAUAGAAGAUCUACCACCUCUUUAUACACUCAACAGACCUUUACUUAGUGGUAUCAGCAACGCAGAAGCCCGUCAACCAGGGAAAGCGCCGAACUUCAGUGUGAACUGGACAGUAGGAGACAUGGGUCUGGAAGUGAUUAAUGCUACAACGGGCAAGGAUGAAAUGGGUCGUGCAUCUCGCCUUUGUAAGCAUGCUUUUUACAGCCGCUGGAUGCGUAUUCAUGCAAAGCUUUCCUCCAGCUUGCGCUCAAAGAUCCUCAAGCCUAACGUGUACCACGAAACCAAGCAAGGAGCCACUGAGUAUCAAACUGCCAAAGAGUGUUUGUUUAAAGCAUUCCUGAAGGCAGGACUUGGAGCCUGGGUGGAGAAGCCCAUAGAACAGGAUCAGUUUUCUCUCACCAUCUAAUUCACAGACUACGCAUCACUUGGGAAAGGGGGUUGUUCUGGAAAUUCCUGGUGUCCAGCAUUGCUUUCUGGCAUCUCCACGGCUGUCAAAACAUCUUUUUACUGUUUGGAGUUGGGCUUUUUCCCCUCUGUUUUUUUUUGUUUUUUUUUUUAAACUUCAUAGUAACUGUUUCUGUUUUGCCUAAGUAUUGAAUCUCAAUGAUCUGACACAUAAUUGUAUAUUUUGUUAUGGGAAAGUAAUUUCUGGUGUAUUUCUAGAAAUACUUUUACUGUAGAAAACUUGCAGUAAGGCUGUCCUUACAGUAUACAAUGACUCAUUUUUUUCUGGGUUAAAAUAACUCCUUUUUUAUUUCAAUGUCAUCAAGUGCAUGAAGAAAUGAAAGUUUCUCUAGGUUUUCACCACACAAUUUUAGGAAGUAGCUUAAUAUUUUUAAAAGAAAAUAGGUGACAAAGCUGAUUCUACUCCUCUGUUGACUUGUUUUUGAACUGCAGAUAUUUCUAGCGUAUAGACCACAGAGCCAGAAUGGAGUCUGGACAGCUAGUUUUUCCCCACUUCCUUGCUCUUUAAAACCAGCUGCUGAAAAUUUCAUGUCUUUGAUGUAUGUAUUUAUUAGUCUGUGACCCAGUUUUUAACAUGCAGCUUUUUAUUCUGUUUUUAAAAAUACAUUUACCUCCCAUAUACACACAUUGUGAAGUCUUUGGGUUUUUUACCAUUGUAAACUGGAAACAGCAAAAUAAUUAUUUAUAGGUUAGUCUAUAACGUGCAGGAACCUUGUUUAGAAGUAGGUGAUUUGUAUAUCCCAAGAACUCAUCACAACACAAUUGUAACUGUAACAGUAAUAUGACUGUUCAAAAAAAAAUUGCUCAUUUUAAGGGCACUAAGCCUGAAUUGCUAAAAACAGUCACUUGCUGGGUAUUAACUGCUCUCCUCUUGAAGAAAUGAAAAGCUCUUGUACAGACAAAAAGUUGUUAAAACUUCUUUCCUGUGAGUUAUAUCUGCUCUCACCCAAGCUGUUGUGUCUCUGAGAUUUCAUUGCCUUUUGGCUUUACACGUGUGAUGGUCUUCAUGCAGCUAAUUAGGUAAGUUGCACUCAAAUGUGCUUUCAUGUGCUUUGACGAUUACUUAGAAAGGUGGUUUUCCUGAACGGGUAGACGCUUCUAUUUUAUGUAAAAAUGUAAGAUAGAAAGGAAAUAUUGUGAGAUCGGUUUGAUUAACUAAUGUGUAGAGGGCACUUUUAAAAACUCUUCUUAGUACAUAACGUUUAGGAGCAGAUGAGACAAUGUCCCGUAUUGCUUCACUGCUCACAUGGAAUGCAUCCAAACACAUCCCUCAGCUCUUGCCUAUCCAGGUAUCACUUGUGCUUUCCAAAGAACAUCUCAGAGAUCCUCUCUGUUCCCUUUGCAAACGAUGAAGGUGAUGUUUUGUGACAUGGAAGUUGUCCUGACAAAAUCGAAUCGGUGCACCGCUGCUCCAGCUUGUUGGUUCCUGUCCCUCAGCUCCACCACCCCUUGCCUGUGCUGUACAGAACAUCAGAUCAGAGGGCUGGUCCGUGCUUUGAAGUCAAGGGUUACUUUUAGACCCACGUUGGGUCAGAGAUCUAGUUUACAGUUGUGCUGUGGAGGCAGUGGAGCAGAGCGUGGAAGUCCCUUUAGCCAGCUUGAUGGCCAUAGCCUGUGUGUCAUGAAGCUGUGACUGGAGUUACCAUACCUCAGUGCCAGCAUCUUUGAGGGGGGUUAGCAAACAUUUAGGGUGUUUGAGACUUUGAUGUAAAACCAUUUCUGGCCAAUCAUGAAUGCCAAGGAGAAGUGCUGCUUCAUUAUUGCUCAAGCAGGAACCUGUUUUCAACUCCAAAAAAUGAUCAAGCCUGAAAAUCACUUGUGCAUUAGUUGCAAACCUCUGGGUUAGUGUCUUGGAAGUAAGGCAUUGAGGUACAAACAAUGCAUUUUUGGCAAUAUUAUGGAUAUAGCAAGUACUGCUGUGGGAAGGUGGGCAAUUCUGCAGCCGAGUUGAUCUCCCUGGAAAAGAGUGUGAUGCUUCCAGGUGUUACUGCCUCUUUGAGACACUGGGGGAACCAAUGUUGCAAGCUGCAAGAGACAGGCUGUGUUAAUUCAGCUUUGUUGGUGACUUAAGCCAUCCUGUCUGCUUCUUAUUAAAACCAAGAGUGCUCCCAUCACCUCUGCCAGCCCAACAGUGCUUUUGCAGUCGUCAUCUGGCUGAGGCUUAGGCUGACCUAUUCUAAAACUAAAAGGAAUUUAAUUGUACGUGGUCAGAUUUGGCAAACAGUCAGGCUUCUGCCUUUGAGAUCAACCUUGUCUUGUUCACGUUGCAGAAGUUCUGCUGUGGCUGCAGUUGAGUACGUGUGUACCUUUCUGCAGGAUCAAGGGAAAGCUGGUUGCACCAUGUGCAUUUUCUUGAGAUAAUUACUGCAGUUAGAUGAAAUGCACAUUUUUGAGGUGCUCAGUCAAUUGAUAAAUGAAGUCUGUUGAGAAUUUACAGCAAGUUAUUUUUAUCCAUCUUUCUGAAGUGCUCAUUCAAAAGUUGGUGUCUCUCUGGAUUUCUUUGACAAAUGGGUAAGUGUUAGCUCAAACUAUUUUUUUUAUGAAGUCAGAAAUAUAAGCAAUAUAUUUAAGUAUUAUUAUAGACAUAGUUUUUUAAGCUGUUCAAAUGAAUGAUUAAAAUUAAACUGUAAAGGAAAUAUGUUCCAUGCCAAAACCUUUUGAUGAAGGAAUGGUGUCAGGUUACUUAUGAGGAAUAAGUUUUCUUGUUUAUAAUUCUGGGAUUUUAAAAAGUAAGAAGUUUUCCAGGGUUGUAUGCAAUCCAUAUCUGUCCUCUGGGAGUCAAUAAAAUACUGCUUGGCUUCCU